Messenger RNA from Malaya genurostris, 1212 nucleotides. RefSeq names its product acyl-CoA Delta-9 desaturase-like. NCBI's taxonomy places the organism in Eukaryota, Metazoa, Arthropoda, Insecta, Diptera, Culicidae. Gene Ontology annotation, cellular component: endoplasmic reticulum membrane. Gene Ontology annotation, molecular function: stearoyl-CoA 9-desaturase activity; iron ion binding. The coding region runs from base 1 to 1005 and encodes 334 amino acids. The transcript is spliced from 5 exons. The record is from RefSeq and is a predicted model, not a curated record. Gene Ontology annotation, biological process: unsaturated fatty acid biosynthetic process.
AUGAAUAAGGCGUCAUUCCCGGGACGGUUGACCGGCGUCAUCGGAUGCCCUCUUAUCAGUGCUCGAUCGAAACCGUCGAUAAUGGCCGCAAAUAUAUGCCGAUCGCUCAAAUUCUCACCGGAGGGCAACCGUCAAGACAACGUGCUUCCCCGGGACCCGGCGAACGAUGCUAACUCUAGUGCUAAUUGUUUCUUCGUUGGAGGUUGUGCCGGUUUCGGUGUCACAGGCGGCGUUCAUCGGUUGUGGUGCCACCGGUCGUACAAGGCGAAACUGCCCCUCCGGAUUAUCCUGGCCAUCUGCUACUCGAUCGCCGGUCAGAACACGAUCUACGAUUGGGUUCGGGAUCAUCGCAUCCAUCACAAGUACUCGGAAACGGACGGCGAUCCACACAACUCGAACCGUGGCUUCCUGUACGCCCACGUCGGUUGGCUGAUGCUACGCAAACAUCCCGAAUGUAUCAAAAAAGGUCGCCUGAUCGAUAUGAGUGACAUCACCAGCGAUCCGGUGGUGCGGUUCCAUCACAAUAACUUCAUGUUGAUGAAGCUUCUGUUCUGCUUCUUCCUGCCGACCUUCAUCCCGUGGUACUUCUUCGGUGAAAACUUCCGUCUAGCCUUCUUCAGCCAGUGCUUCGUGCGGUUCGUGCUGAGUCUAAACUUCACCUGGUCUGUCAACAGUGCUGCUCACAUCUACGGUCAUCGACCCUAUGACAAGCGCAUUCGGCCAGUGGAAAACAAAACCGUUGCGGUGGUGGCCAUGGGCGAAGGCUGGCACAACUACCAUCACGUGUUCCCGUGGGACUACAAGGCGGCCGAACUGGGCAACUAUCGGUUUAAUGUGACCACAUUUUGGCUAGACGCCUUCGCCAAGAUCGGUUGGGCUUACGACCUGAAGGAACCAUCGAAGGAGCUGGUCAGGAGAACGAUUGAGAAAUACGGAGAUGGAACCCAUUUGACCGUUUCGUUCAAGGAUCACGUCGAGGUGCCGGAUCCGACGGAAAACACCUAACGCGUCAGCGGGUGUGUAAUCGAGUUUUAGAUUGUGAUCAACCAAAUCUUCUGGUUAAUGUACAGUUUAAGGGGUAGUCUAAGUGCAGCCAGAUGAUAUAAUAAUACUAAGUAUGCAUUAUGUAAUCAACAUCAGCUCAUUAUUACCGGGUCUCAUAAGAUGGGAACGAACUUAAAACUAAUACACAUUUUUUUUUACAUUUGAACA